UGUCAAUAACGUAAACACAUGUGGAUUGGAACGACUGGAAACGAUUGUGCGGUAUCGUGAAAUCGGUGAAAUCACAACAAAAAUAUUCAUACAAACGUUCAAAAUGUGUAAUACGGCGUUUCUGCAAUUAUUCGAUGGUUCUGUUAAACAUGGAGAACACACGAACCUAUCUGAGUUGCAACGAAGCAUUCUUGAUUGUGAGUGGACCGACUGUUUUAAACAAAACAUAUUUCAACAGAUUCUGCAAGGGAAUGCAGCUUCAGCCGAACGUUCUGAAUUGCUUUCAGGAGCAAUCGCAGCUCUGCUUGCUUUUAUUCAGCAAAAUUUUGUUGGGCCAUCGAUUUCCUUCUUAGAGUUAGAUUUUCCCGGAAAAUCAAAUGUAGGAAAUCUGUUGAAAUCGGACGGAGAAGAUUUGAAUGUCAAUAUUCGAUCACCAGAGCUGCUGUAUGUAUGUAAGCUCGUCUUCAAUCAGUUGAUUUCCAUCGAAGAGGAAGAUGUUUUCGAUCUUAGCGAAAGAAUUUGGUAUCUGCGAUACUUAAUACUUUACCAGCGUUGUUUAGACGACCUGACACAUAGUAUUUAUUCAAUGUUUGACCGAAACGUGGAAAUCAUUGCGAAGACAUUGAAUGAAAUCGAUAACCAAUCGUUGAAAAUACAAAUACACAUUGAAAUCCUCCAAGGAUAUAUUCUGUUUAAAAGAAUAACUAAAUCGGAACGGUGGAUGAAGGAAGUCCUCCAACUGGCCGGAAUUGAAUUAACCGUCGAAGGAGUGCUGGGUGUCAGGACGAAGUAUCAGAAGAAUCCACUGCCCCAGUUAACACUUCGGGUUAAAGGGUUGGAACAGUUAGAUUUGCCAUCAUCAGAACACACAAAUGUCCACAUACAAUUGCCCACAAUUUUGAAGCUCGAAGACGAUCUAAGAUUAGACAGGAUCAAAUUCACAUCGGAGCAAGAUAAUACGGACGCUCAAUUACCAAGCCUCAUACAAGCAAUGGUUUUUUCGAAACUAUUACUGCUGAUACAUUCACAACCGAAGGACAAACUAGCGGACGAAGAACUUGAACCUUACAUAACAUCCUUGCUCUAUCAAGAAUUCGGACCAUGGGCUACAAGAACUGCUGUUCUCUUCCUCAAUAUAAACCAAGAAGCGAACCAUAAGCGCACUGUUGAUCGUUCUUUGAAGCAAUGCGAGGAGUUGGUUCAUCUGAUGGAUUCCGAAGUCUGUCCUGUUGCCCACCGAUUGUCUCACGCAUUUAUCUCCGCGCUCAUCCCACGUUGGAAAAUCAAAGCAAAGCUGGGUGAUCUGUUGGUUAGUUUAGGAAUGUUUAAGGGAGCUCUGAACCUCUAUCUAGAUUUGCAAAUCUGGGAAGAUGUAAUUGCAUGCUACAACAUAUUGGAGUUGCGGCACAAGGCGGCUGAAAUUAUCCAACAAGAAAUUGAUAAAAAGCCUACAGUUACACUCUACUGUCUGUUGGGUGAUGCGACCGAUGACAUUCAAUGUUAUCGGAAAGCAUGGGAAUCUUCCGGUGAAACCAGCGCAAGAGCACAACGUCAUUGGGGUAAUUUCUACUUCGCUAGAAAACAGUAUGUCAAAGCCAUACCACAUCUGAAAAAAUCAAUCGAGAUCAACUGUUUGCAGGAGAGCACUCUUCUGCGACUUGGCUACGCAGCACUUCAGCUAGAGCAAUGGGAGGAGGCAGCGAAGGCUUACCGGUUGUACACCUCACUGGAGUCACAUGGGUUUGAAUCGUGGAAUAACCUGGCGAAGGCCUACAUCAAAUUGGGAGAAAAGAACCGUGCACACAAAAUUCUCCAGGAAGCUAUCAAAUGUAAUUUUAACAAUUGGAAAGUUUGGGAUAAUUAUCUGGUGGUGAGCGUGGACACGAAAAACUAUGAAGACGCCUUGAAUGCUUACGAACGAUUGAUGGAACUGAAGGAUAAAUUCUAUGAUCAAGAAGUAUUGGAAAUACUGACAAAGGUCGUCUCAGAAGGAGCACCGGAUGCCAAUGGAAACUCAUCCCAUCGGCUGACCAAGAAGAUGUUAAAACUACUCGGUUACGCAUGUGCCAAGAUUCCUAACAAUGGUAAUUUGUACGAACUGUCAUCGCGUUUGGAAACCGAAGAUUGUUUCAAAAAGGCCCAAAAGCUACAAAGCGCUUACAGGUGCUACACCCAGUCCAACAGUCAAUGGUCCAAAGAUGCUAAUAGCUGUAGAAAAAUCAUCGAACUUUGUAUCGAACUUUGCGCAAGCAGUUUGAAGGCAUUUUUAGACGGGAAGGAAGAUGCUGGGAAACUGGUAUCCUUGAAAUCGCAACUUUCCUCCGCAAGAUUAACCGGUCAAGGAUGUCUGAGGGCAGCAAGUAAUGAAAAUUGGGAACCGAAUACUGGUUUAAUCGAGGAACUGAACCAGAUUGUGCAGAAAUUAACUGUUGAGCUGACGAAUAUUAUGAAUAAAUAACUUGU
This is a messenger RNA of Toxorhynchites rutilus septentrionalis, 2463 nucleotides long. RefSeq names its product tetratricopeptide repeat protein 27. The record is from RefSeq and is a predicted model, not a curated record. NCBI's taxonomy places the organism in Eukaryota, Metazoa, Arthropoda, Insecta, Diptera, Culicidae. Gene Ontology annotation, molecular function: protein binding. The coding region runs from base 104 to 2458 and encodes 784 amino acids. The transcript has 3 exons.